Messenger RNA from Pseudoliparis swirei, 2515 nucleotides. RefSeq names its product F11 receptor, tandem duplicate 1 (gene f11r.1). The coding region runs from base 188 to 1132 and encodes 314 amino acids. The record is from RefSeq and is a predicted model, not a curated record. The transcript is spliced from 11 exons. Gene Ontology annotation, cellular component: bicellular tight junction. Gene Ontology annotation, biological process: cell adhesion; establishment of endothelial intestinal barrier; regulation of membrane permeability. Lineage: Eukaryota; Metazoa; Chordata; Actinopteri; Perciformes; Liparidae.
ACCCGGCUCAUAAGCCACAUACCUGUCACUGUCUUCUCGCCGCCUCGUUGAGCCUUCCUGCUUCAUUCAAGUCAAACCUGUUUCUCCACUCUGACGUCACGAGCAGCACCUGAGAGAAUCCUGUUACCGGAAGUUACCGAACUUGUUGUCACCUGGGCGGACUCCUCAGGAGUAAAGUUAAGAAGGGAUGUCGUCGUGUGGCACGGAGAGGAGCAAACUGGUCAACAUGCGUGUCAGCUGGUUGGUUUCGGUGGCUUUGUUCUUGUUCGCAGCGACAGGUGCAAGAGGCGCGUCGGUCACCACCAAGAACCCAAAUGUGCGGGUGAAGGAGAAUGACGGGGCUGACCUUUCGUGCUCGUAUUCUGCCGACUUCGGCUCAAACGCCAGAGUUGAUUGGAAAUUUACGAACCUGAAGGGCUCACAGACGUUUGUGAUUCACACUAAUAAACCAACAACGCCAUACGCCAACCGAGUGACGAUGUACGAUAGUUCUCUGAGAUUCAACAAAGUGACCCAUGCCGAUAAUGGCGUGUACCUCUGUGAGGUGUCCAACGCCAACGGCCUGACUGGGGAAGUGCAAGUGAAGAUGACCGCUCUGGUGCCGCCAUCUCCGCCCAUGUGUAGAGUCCCCACCUCGGAGACGACGGGCCGGAAGGUCACGCUGACCUGCCACGACAAAGUCGGCUCCCCUCCGUCCAAAUACAGGUGGUUCAAAGACGACGUCCUGCUGCCCCCAGUGCCCAGCAAGACAACGGACUUCAAAAACGCAACCUACAAGCUAAACACAGAGAGUGGAAACCUGGUAUUUCCCAGGGCAACCAAGAAGGACUCCGGUAAUUACUUCUGUGAGGCUUUCAAUGACGCUGGGCCUCCUCAGCGCUCUAAAGCCUUGAAAAUGGAAAUCCGUGACGUGAACACUGGAGGAAUUGUUGCCGGGGUAAUCGUGGCUCUGCUACUCGUGAUCCUGCUGGUAUUAGCCAUUUGGUAUGCCCACAAGAAAGGAUAUCUGCCCAAGAAGAUUGAAAGGAAACCAAAACCCAGUGUGGUCUACCAGCAAGCAGGAUCAUCAUUGUAUGGUGGCGGUGAUGAUGAAGAUGGGGAAUUCAAACAGAAGUCAUCGUUCGUGGUAUAGUCUUCAUAAACCACAGGAGAUCACCUUGGAUUCAAAUGUCUCCCGGCAUGGUAGUUUAACAUCAACAUUUCUUGCUAAAUGUUCUAGUUUUUAUUGACGUGUUUCUUUUUAUUUGCUCCUAAGUUGUUUUUAUAGACCCGUGUGAUUGUUAAUCGGAACUGUCUACUUUAUUUUAUCUGACGCAAAAAGGUGCUAGGAUACAUUUACAACAGGCAGGUUAUGAGAUCUCUUUCAUUUGUUUAUAGGUUAUUUUAAUAGCAUGAGAUGUGGCUUCUGGAGACCCCCCUUUAGCCUCCGACAGGUUUCCAUCUACAUGUUUGCAGUGUGUGUUUCUGUGAGCUUCAGAUUUUCUGUACUGACUUUAUUUAAUUUUUGUAUUUUGUCCAAAAACGCAUCUGCAUGUAAACAUAUCAAAUGGAGUACAAAUGCUCCCAGUACGAGUAGUAUAUAGGAAAUCCAAGUCAAUUCUUAGAAGGAAAAUUGGCUCAUUAGUCAUCCAGGACAACUCUGUUAUCAGUGUGUGUUGUGUGUGUGUGUGUAUGUAAGCUGAACCAUUGAAGGAGCUUGUUUAUAAAAAAUGGAUCAUCAAUGAAGUGCUUCUCAAAAGUGUUUUUCUUUUUUAACAAACUACAAAAUUCUCUUCAUUUACAAUAUUUGUUAUUUCUAAUAAAGUUUUUUUUGUAAAUAAAAGACUGUUUAUACAUUUGUUAUUGAAUACUCUACUAUGCUGCAUUUUAGGUGAACAUUCUCUUUGCCAUGUUGAACUCGUAUUGUAUUUAUCUGGUUGUCUGGACAACCCCUUUAAACCUCUGACCCACAUCUGAGAGGCACAUUGGUGUUCAGCACAGCGAAGACUGAGCGAUCAGAAAAAGUCCUGUUGGAAUAAACUGAUGUGAUGCUGCACCGUUUCAUGAAUUGGAAAAGGGGAUGAGAGUUAAUGUGUAAAACAAGUUUUCAAAUGAUUACCAGCCUGUUCAUAAGCCGUCGUGUGUAGCCUUAUCGUUAUGAUUAAUUACCCACACUGUUGUGACAUGGUGGUCCUAAUAUUAAGUAAUUCUACCUCCCAGACACAAAAGUAAUUCAUUUGUUUCCCUCGACAGCUACAAAAUCUCAGACGGUGUAUUUAAGUGGUUUGAUAAGGUCAGACAUCACUCAUGGGUUAUUAUAAUCUUAUCAGGUACAAUAUUUACAAUUGGGGAACACUUUCUCAGGUUUUCUACAUCGCUUGACCUUACAGUUGUAUAAAAUAGAGAUGAUGCUUGUAAUUUUGCUUUAUUGUCUUGUAUUGGUUAAUAAAAUGAGUCUGCUGUCGUGACAGGAAAUAUUUCACUUUGCAUCAACACAGUUGAGCUAAAGUAUAAAAUGUGUAUCUUUGCCACUUCA